AUGUCCGAAAUAGACGAAGGACUUUACUCGAGACAACUGUACGUAUUGGGAAAGAACGCCAUGAAAAAAUUAUGUGACGGAGAUGUCUUAAUUUGUGGUAUGGGAGGCCCUGGAAUUGAAGUUGCUAAAAAUCUUGCCCUGGCAGGUGUCGGGAAAAUUGUUAUUCACGACUUGAAAGAGCUGACCUGGAAAGAUUUGUCAUCUCAGUUUCUAGCUGAAGAAUCAGAUAUUGGAAAAAAUCGAGCAGUGGUGAGCAGGCAAAAGCUUUCAGAAUUGAAUCCCCAUGUAAAUGUGUUGGCACAUGUCGAAGUAUUAAAUGACGAUUUCAUCAAAUCUUUUACGGCAGUAGUACUGACAGACAGUUGUUCCAUGGAAUGCCAAAGAAUCGACCAGCUUUGUCGUAACAGCGGGAUACCUCUCGUCAUGGCUAAUGCAAAAGGAGUAUUUGGGCAGGUGUUUUGUGAUUUCGGUGAAAAUUUCACAAUUACUGAUAAAUAUUCCAGCGAGCCCAACCAGUUUGAAAUUUUAAACAUUUUAAAGAAAAAUGGAACUUUGGAGGUGAACGUAUCACUUGAUAGCAGAGGAUCGCUCGCUGCUGACGAGUUUGUCACGUUUCACGGAGUUCAGGGACUUACUGAAAUCCCAGAGAGGCUGCUUGCUCUGAUGCCAUGUGAUGACAGCGUUGGAUAUCAGGGCUAUGUCACUGAGAUUCGUCUGCCUGAAAGUAUCACUUUUAAAUCUUACGAAGAAAGUCUUCAGUGUCCGAACUACGUUGCAAGUGAUUAUUCAAAAAUUGAUGACCAGCUAUUGGUCCAUAGGGCGUUCUUAACACUGGAUGAUUAUUUCGAUGAACAUAAUCGACUUCCGAGACCAAAGUCUGAACAAGACGCCCAUGAAUUCAUAGAGAUGUACCAAAAUAAAAACCUUUUGCAUGGAGAGUCGGAGUUAACAAAUGAGAAGAAACUUCUUUUGCGCAAAUUUUCGAUGACUUGUGACGGAGAUCUCUCUCCUCUCCAUUCCGUCAUCGGAAGUCUGGCCGCUCAAGAAGUCGUUAAGGCUCUCACUGGAAAGUUUCAACCUCUGCAACAAUGGUUCCAGUUUGACGCCAGAGAGCUCCUGGAUGCGAAGUGGAUUGAAUUAACAGAAGAUGAUUUUUCACCUAGAGGAGAUCGUUACGAUGGUAUCAGAGGCAUAAUUGGAGAGAAAGUCCUGCAGAGACUUGCAAACAGCAAGUUAUUUCUGGUGGGCGUAGGAGCGGUAGGUUGCGAAAUGUUGAAGAAUUGGUCAAUGUUGGGGCUAGGAGCAGGUGAUGGAGGUCUCGUUAGCGUAACAGACAUGGACAUGAUUGAGAGGUCCAACCUCAACAGACAGUUCCUCUUCAGAAAUGAACACAUUGGAAAAAUGAAAUCAACCGUCGCUGCUGGCGUCAUCAAGCGGAUGAACUCGCAAAUUAAUAUCGAAAGUCACGUGAGCAAGGUUGCCAAAGAAACUGAAGAUUUGUUCACCGAUAGUUUCUUUCAGAAACUAGAUGUCGUCAUCAGUGCGCUGGAUAAUAUUGAAGCAAGAAAUUAUAUUGACGAGCGUUGCAUAUAUCAGGAGAAACCCCUGAUCGAUUGCGGUACUGAAGGUUUGCAGUGCAACACGCAGGUUAUUCUGCCCCAUCGUACAGUUUCCUAUCAGUCACGUUCAACUUCAAAUCAAAAUGAAGUUUCAAUCCCUAUGUGUACUCUCAAGUUUUUUCCUUCAAGAAUUGAACAUACCAUCCAAUGGGCGCGAGAUGACUUCGAAGGUAAGUUCUGCUUGUCAAUCAAGGCUGCAAAAGAGUACAUGGAAGAAGCUGACUUUUGGAAAAAUUUUGAAUCACUUAGUCCUUACCAAAAGUUGAAAGACAUCAGGGCAGUUUUCAACGAUGUUCUGAAUUCAUCAGAACCAAUAGAAGAAAAUUUGAUAAAGUGGGCUCGGAAGUCUUUUGAGGAACAUUUCAAUUACAGAAUACUUGAAAUUUUGUUGAGCUUUCCACCGAAAUACGUGACUUCAAAGGGUCUGCCAUUUUGGCAUGGUUCCAAAAGAUGUCCGUCAGUCAUCACCUUUGAUGCAAACAAUAGUUUACACAUGGACUACAUAGUGUCGACAGUAAAUUUGUUGGCCCAAGUCUUCAGUCUUCCUCUGGUCACUGAUGGAAGAGGGAUUGAUUUCAUAAGAAAUGUCCUUAACAACAUGCAUGUUCCUAAGUUUGAGCCGGAUACUAAUUUGAAAAUUCCAACUGAAGACGAAGAUUUAAAAUCUCAAAUAGAAAACGUAAAACUGGAUGAUGAAGAACUGCACGAGAUACUGAAGAGUUUACCACCAAGAGAGAGUUCGUUGAAAUUAAAGAUGAAUGCUUUGCAAUUCGAUAAAGACUGUGAUUCUCACGUUGAAUAUAUAACCGCUGCAUCUAAUCUGAGAGCCACCAAUUACAACAUUCCAGCUGCUGACAAACUUCAGACAAAGAAGAUAGUCGGUAAAAUAAUCCCUGCAGUAACUACAACAACUUCAUUUGUGGUUGGGCUCGCUUGCAUUGAGCUCAUCAAGAUACUGAAGGGUGAUUGGACAUUGGAUAACUUUAGAAAUUCUUACAACACUCUAUCAUCAUGUAAUAUCAACUGCACCAAACUAAGAGAGCCACCCACGCACAUGUACAACGACGAUGGGAAGUUCACAAUGUGGAGUAGAUUCGACAUCGAUCAUGACAUCACCAUUGGAAAUCUGAUCGAUUAUUUCAAGGACAUGCAUAUGCUUGCAAUUGAUCAUAUCGCAUAUGGAGACAGCAUUCUCUUAUCGACUGUUUUCACGCAUAAUGUUGAAGAGCGUAAAACAAAGACGAUCAGUCAAGCUGUAGCAGAGGUCACAAAGAAGGAGUUGAAACCGCAUGUUACAUCUCUGAAGAUCAAUAUUUCUGGAGAAGAUAAAAAUGGAAGUGAUUUAGAAGAAUUGCCUUUCGUUAAAAUAAAAAUCUGUUAA
Molecule: messenger RNA, 3000 nt
Organism: Helobdella robusta
Lineage: Eukaryota; Metazoa; Annelida; Clitellata; Rhynchobdellida; Glossiphoniidae
Exons: 23
Coding region: 1-3000 (999 amino acids)
Biological process (GO): protein ubiquitination; DNA damage response; ubiquitin-dependent protein catabolic process
Cellular component (GO): cytoplasm; nucleus
Molecular function (GO): ubiquitin activating enzyme activity
Source: RefSeq, a predicted model, not a curated record